Lolium rigidum is the source of this 474-nucleotide messenger RNA. RefSeq lists its product as uncharacterized. NCBI's taxonomy places the organism in Eukaryota, Viridiplantae, Streptophyta, Magnoliopsida, Poales, Poaceae. The transcript has 3 exons. Bases 76 to 474 code for a protein of 132 amino acids. The record is from RefSeq and is a predicted model, not a curated record.
GAGCACAUCGUCUGUCUUUACUUCACGCUUGUCUAUCGGAAGGAGAUUGCCAACCACCCAUACUUGAUAGAAGAAAUGCCAAGGCUCCCUCAUGUUAUGUUAUUAUCCCUGAUUGUGGAGGCAAAGGGACAUUCCUUUGGAGCUAGUUUAUUGCAUGUUCUCAGGAUGUGUACUAAUGUAAGAAAGCUGGCUCUUGCAUUUGACGUCAGUACUGAGCAACUGGAGGAAGAAACUGGAUGCCCAUCAGGUUGCGUAUGUGAUCAGCCACCAAACUGGAAAACCGAGGAGCUCCAGCUGAGUUGCCUCUGGAACAUAGAAAUUACAGGCUGGAGAGGAGCUGAAAAGGAAGUUGCUUUUGUGGAGCGGUUAUUCAGUUGGGCAACAGCGCUGAAAGAAGUGAGAGUAACUUUCCAUCGGUCAAUCAUCUGGAAGCAUCGCCGAGGAUCUCCGCUGGACAUUACUAACCGUCUCUAG